AUGCUAGCAUCACUGAGAUUCCACGUAUUUUUCAAUAUAUGUUCAGUUUCAGGAGAAACUACUGUACCGAUCAGUAUUCCAGUUAUAGACCUUGAAGGUCUUGACAAAGACGAUGUUCGACGAAAGAAGAUCGUUGAGAAGAUAGGAAAAGCUUCAGAGAGUAGUGGCUUCUUCCAAAUUAUCAACCAUGGAAUCCCUGAAAGUGUUUUGAAGGAGAUGAAAGAAGGUGUUCGGCGAUUUUUUGACCAAGAAACUGAGUUAAGUAGUUUGGGUUUAGAUUCAGUGGCAAUGACAUUGAACUCUCAAUAUCGCCGUGACCCGCUGGUUGCUUUCUCGGACGUUGCUGAACUUCAGGGGUAUGUUCGUUUGAAACAACAGUAUGAUGGGCCUCCUGCCUACCAGGCUAUUCUCUCUCAAUGUCGUGCAUUGGGCGAGUGA
Molecule: messenger RNA, 438 nt
Organism: Humulus lupulus (European hop)
Lineage: Eukaryota; Viridiplantae; Streptophyta; Magnoliopsida; Rosales; Cannabaceae
Product: 1-aminocyclopropane-1-carboxylate oxidase homolog 11-like
Exons: 2
Coding region: 1-438 (145 amino acids)
Source: RefSeq, a predicted model, not a curated record